Messenger RNA from Dibothriocephalus latus, 600 nucleotides. Lineage: Eukaryota; Metazoa; Platyhelminthes; Cestoda; Diphyllobothriidea; Diphyllobothriidae. The record is from the annotation of a GenBank genome assembly.
AUGAAAUCCUCGAACGUGGCUUUUGCAUCGGAGUUGGAUCCGCUUCGGCAUUGCAUACCGAACUGGUUCAAGUGGUUGACUCUGAUAGACAGUCCAUGCUUCCGUGCCAUAGAAAAACGUGGUGAAAACGAUGGUGCCUUAAAGUUUCAGCCUGUUCGUCAGUCUUCCAAACGCUUGGAUAUUUUUAAAGAUUUUGAAGAUCACUUCGUAGAUCUUGAACGGUGUGCCGAAGACAAUGUUGCCCUUGAGCAACAUAUCCGAGAACUCGAGGCCUUCGAGCUAACCAUGGAUCCCAACAACUAUUCCCCCGCCGGAGACCUCGCAACCCCCGGCGACUUACGCGCCUACAUCCUAAACCUCGUCUGUUCCGCCUUCUCCACCAUCAGUCUCACCAAACUCUCCGACCUGCUGCGCUCAUCGCCCGAGGAGUCAGCCGGCCUCCUGACUGCUCAAGGGUGGUCCCCCUCCCCUAAUGGUCUGUUCCUUCAUGCCCCGGAGUCUGCCCUGUCAGCUGCAGCUGCGAAGCCGGAUUCAACCUUCAGCAACGCGGAGCUGAUGUCAAGGCUCACCGAAUUUAUGUGUUUCAUGGAAAACCACUGA